CCCUAGCCCGCAGCCGCCGCCCGGAGCGCUCAGCCGCUAGCCGCGGACCCAGGUCCCGGAGCUGGGCUGCCAGAUCCUCUCCCUUCCAGAACACACAGACGCUCUGUUGUUGAGUAUCUCAUGAGGGUCCUUCUUCAACAGCAGAUUCGUCUCUGGUCUCCAUGCUGUCACACUGCCCUAGCCUUGGGCCAUGAGGAGAAGCUGGAGCACACAGUUUGUCCCUUGGGGUCUCCUCCCACACUGCAGGAGUCCGAGGCUCCCUCACAAGGUUACUCUGCUGUUUUCCUGCAGCAUCUGUGAUCCCCAUUGCUCGCUAGGCUGAAUUCAGGGAUCUGGGGGCACUGGGUCCUGUUGUUCUGCCAUUCCCAGACAGUCCCUCCCGGAUGGUGAGGUGCAGACUAGGGGGAUGGGGGAGGUUCUCCUCAGUGGCUCUGAUAGGCUCUGAUUUCUGGAUCAGAUACUUGUCACGAGUGGCCACUGGCUGUGUGUCUGGGCUGGUGUCGUGCUGCUCUCUGGGAAGGACCAGGGGUUCAGGACCCUGCUCCUGGCAUUCUCCAGGAACUGCCCAUUUUCACUCGCUGGGUCUGGGCAGCGGUCAUGGCUGCCUCGAAACCACAGCGAUGGGUGUGCAGAAAUGCCUAGAUAGCUAGAGGGGUUUGUCUGGGGAUGGAUAGAGAUUUCUCCAUUGUCUUCUAUCCCCCCAAGUGCCUGUGACCUCUCCAUUGCCCGCUGGUGGCUCUGCAGGGCUGUGAAGCUUGGGGCCCAGCUGUCUCUCCUGCAGUGGAUUUCCCUUCGGAAGCAACAGGACCCCUGCCUCAUUCACUGCGCAGGAUGGAGAGUGCUCUGGGAUGAAUCACGGUGGUGCAGUGAAGGAGUCUCUUAUCUGUAGAACCUCAUUUGUUGCAGAAGUUGGAAGGUUUUGAAUAGUGGACAGUAAAUAAGGCGCUGGGCCACACCUUAAAUGAUGAAGAUCAAUUUUGAAGCACUUUGAGGAGAGGAAAGUGAUCAGGAACCGUCAACAUGGAUUCACCCAGGGUGAGAGCCUGACUUGCCCGUAAGCCAUGACGGUGAUGGCUGUGCAGAUGGGGGGCCUGGCCCUGUCGGUGCUGGGCUGGCUGGGCACCAUCCUGACCUGUGCGCUGCCCAUGUGGAAGGUGACGGCCUUCAUUGGCUCCAACAUCAUCGUGGCCCAGGUGUUCUGGGAGGGGCUGUGGAUGAACUGUGUGUACGAGAGCACAGGCCAAAUGCAGUGCAAGGUCUACGACUCGCUGCUGGACCUCUCCUCGGAUCUCCAGGCAGCCCGAGCCCUAGUUGUGGUCUCCAUUGUGGUGUCCUUCCUUGCCCUCCUUAUUGCCAUCUUUGGGGCCGAGUGCACCAGGUGCGUCGAUGACAAGGGGGCCAAGGCCAAAAUCUCCAUCACCGCCGGGGCUGUCUUCAUUCUGGCUGGGAUUGUUCUGCUCAUCCCUGUGUCCUGGUCGGCCAACACCAUCAUCAGCAACUUCUACAAUCCCAUGGUGCCAGAGGCUUUAAAGAGGGAGCUGGGGGCUUCCCUCUAUGUGGGCUGGGCCGCAAGUGCCCUCUUGGUGUUUGGGGGGGCCAUACUGUGCUGCUCCUGCCCCCCCAGCCAAGAUGCGCCAUACCCCAUGAAGUAUAAAGUGGUGAAGCACUCCAGCCUGGGGAGCUAUGCCCUUAAGAACUAUGUGUGA
Molecule: messenger RNA, 1706 nt
Organism: Malaclemys terrapin pileata
Lineage: Eukaryota; Metazoa; Chordata; Testudines; Emydidae
Product: claudin-4-like
Exons: 6
Coding region: 1062-1706 (214 amino acids)
Biological process (GO): cell adhesion; bicellular tight junction assembly
Cellular component (GO): bicellular tight junction; plasma membrane
Molecular function (GO): structural molecule activity
Source: RefSeq, a predicted model, not a curated record